CUCAAUUUCAUCGCUCUCGAAUUUUCUCACUCAUUUUCUCUUACAUUUCCUCUCUGAAAAUUUUCUUUCAUUUUCCCUGAAAAUUAUCUGAUGGCGCCAAGAGCAGAGAAGAAGCCGGCGGAGAAGAAGCCCACGGAGGAGAAGAAAACAUUGGCCGAAAAGACACCUGCCGAGAAGAAACCCAAGGCCGGAAAGAAGCUCCCAAAGGAAGGCGGUGCUUCCGUCGGAGACAAGAAGAAGAAAAGAACGAAGAAGAGCGUCGAAACCUAUAAGAUAUACAUUUUCAAAGUCUUGAAGCAGGUUCAUCCAGAUGUAGGAAUCUCCAGCAAAGCCAUGGGUAUCAUGAAUAGCUUCAUCAACGAUAUCUUUGAGAAGCUGGCACAGGAAGCUUCAAGGCUCGCUCGAUACAACAAGAAGCCCACCAUUACAUCUCGGGAGAUCCAGACCGCUGUCAGGCUCGUUCUUCCCGGUGAAUUGGCUAAGCAUGCGGUUUCGGAGGGGACCAAGGCAGUGACCAAAUUUACUAGCUCUUGAGGCCGUAAUCUUUCUGUUUUUGGGUUUGGGUUUCAGUGGGUUCUUGAGUAACUGUUUGAACAAGUUAGGGUUAGGGUUUUUGUCUUUUGAUGUAAUUAUUUUUUCUUUAAUGAUAUAGAUGGUUGUAGAAUCUUGUAGUUCUGUAACUAUUGAUCUUUUGAUAAUUAAUUGAAGGAAAUGUUUUUGAAGGCAUUAA
This is a messenger RNA of Cannabis sativa, 730 nucleotides long. Its product is annotated as histone H2B. Gene Ontology annotation, biological process: nucleosome assembly. Bases 91 to 534 code for a protein of 147 amino acids. The record is from RefSeq and is a predicted model, not a curated record. Gene Ontology annotation, cellular component: nucleosome. NCBI's taxonomy places the organism in Eukaryota, Viridiplantae, Streptophyta, Magnoliopsida, Rosales, Cannabaceae. Gene Ontology annotation, molecular function: DNA binding; structural constituent of chromatin; protein heterodimerization activity. The transcript has a single exon.